AUGUCGAGCAAGUACAGUGCGCUUCCAGACAUCGACACUCAACCAGAUGUUUACGAAACACCAGAUUCCCCUGAUGAAGCUGAAGUCUCUGACGAUGGAUUCUUAAAUGUGGAAGAGCCCAAUGAAGACAUCGUCCGUGACAAAAUUUCAGUUGGCGAGGCUGUGGAUAAGUUUAAGGGUAGCGACGCUAACAGUGAUGAAUCAGAACUCGAUCGAUUCACUCGCCAUAAGAAACAAAUGUACAAGAAAUUUGUCAAUCAGGCCUAUUUAGAGAAUGAAUAUGAGAUUGUUCCAAGAGACCCUACAUUAUUAGAAACUCCAAUUCAAAAAUUGAGAAGGUUGAUGUUUGAGGUGCAGGAACUUGGAGAGGAAAUUGAGAAAAAAAAGGAAGAUGCAGAGUUAUCUCAGAUCCCUCAGAACUCUCAAAGUGUGUUAUCAAACUUACAUAGCGAACUCUCACGUUUCAGUCAAUCCUUGGGUGAUACUGAUAUCUCAGAUGAUAAAGAUGGUGCGAUAAUAAAACAAGCUGAACUGGGCAAAAAAUUGAUCAAUCAAUUGCAGACAUUUAAAAAUAUGGGUAUGCCCAAGGAGAAUGGAAUAUCGGAGCAAAAGGAUGGAUCAAUAAAUGGUGAACCAACGACAAAUGGAACUAUAAAUGAAAGUAAUGAAAGUGCGAAAAAUAUGGUCACAUAUGAAUUGUAUUAUUCACCUGAAACUACCAGAGUUCACACUUUAGCCAAGACCGUUGAUCUCGAUGAUCGCAUCGCCGCCUUAGAAAAACUUGUCGGCACUGCUCAUGGUCAAAGUUUCGAGGAUCUCUCAAUUUCGAUAACAAACACCAAUCUUAUUGCCGCCGUGGAUAAGCUCGAUCAACAAAUGCAGAUUUUGGCACAACCACGUCACUUGGAAUCGGUUUCCCGCAAGGCCAAAACUUUGGUUGGGGAAUUGGAAAAGGUGAACGAGCUAAAGAACAAAGAGUUAUCAAAUGGUGGAGUCAUUGCUUUCGAGACAGAAGAAAAGCUAGACCCUCUGAUGUCCAUUGCGCCCUCCCUGGUUAAUCGCCUCAAAUCUUUACAACAGUUGCAUCAAGAAGCUGCAGUGUUCAGUGAGACUAUUGAUAUGUUAUCAAAUGAGCAGAAUAAAAUUACCGGAGAAUUGAAGAAUUUGGACGAUGUCGCUGCAAAACUUGAGAAUUCCUUUCAGGUCAAUAACGCGACAAUUAAUCGAAACAUUGAAGCUGUGGACAAUCGCGUUGCUGAACUUGCAGAACGCAUAGAUAAAUUGUUGUCAAACCGGAAAUAA
Funneliformis caledonium is the source of this 1302-nucleotide messenger RNA. The record is from the annotation of a GenBank genome assembly. NCBI's taxonomy places the organism in Eukaryota, Fungi, Glomeromycota, Glomeromycetes, Glomerales, Glomeraceae.